This is a messenger RNA of Lobosporangium transversale, 2548 nucleotides long. RefSeq names its product heat shock protein 70 family. NCBI's taxonomy places the organism in Eukaryota, Fungi, Mortierellomycota, Mortierellomycetes, Mortierellales, Mortierellaceae. Gene Ontology annotation, biological process: protein folding. Gene Ontology annotation, molecular function: ATP binding; ATP-dependent protein folding chaperone. The coding region runs from base 36 to 2357 and encodes 773 amino acids. Gene Ontology annotation, cellular component: nucleus; cytosol. The transcript is spliced from 3 exons. The record is from RefSeq and is a predicted model, not a curated record.
CCUCUUCUCUCUCAUCACACAUAAACACUCCCAUCAUGUCUGUCGUUGGUAUUGAUUUUGGAAACUUGCAGACGAUUAUCGCUGUUGCUAGAAACCGCGGUAUCGACGUUAUCUGUAAUGAAGUCUCUAACCGCUUCACUCCUUCCUUGGUUUCAUUUGGACCGAAGCAGCGUUAUCUCGGAGAGACUGCUAAGACCCAGGAGAUUUCCAACUUCAAGAAUACUGUCUCAUCAUUGAAGCGCAUUAUUGGACGCACCUUCGCCGAUAAGGAGGUUCAGGAGAUUGAGAAGCAAUACUUGACUGCUCCUCUCGUUGACGUCAAUGGCCAACUUGCCGUCAAGGUCAACUACCAGGGACAGGAGACCACCUUCACCAUUAUUCAGCUCUUUGCUAUGUAUCUUACCAAGAUGAAGGAGAUCGCUACCAACGAGACUAAGUUGCCUGUAUCAGACUGCGUUAUUGCCAUCCCUUCCUGGUUCACUGAUGUUCAGCGUCGUGCUGUUUUGGACGCUUCUGAAAUUGCCGGCCUGAACGUUCUCCGUCUGAUCAACGACUCGACUGCUACUGCACUAGGCUAUGGUAUCACCAAGACUGACUUGCCUGAGGACAAACCCCGCAACAUUUGCUUUGUUGAUAUCGGUCACUCCACCUACACUGUUACAAUUGUUGCUUUCAUCAAGGGUCAGCUUACUGUCAAGUCUCGUGCCUUCGACAGGCAUUUUGGAGGCCGUGACUUUGACCGCAUGUUGGUCGAUCACUUUGCUGCAGAAUUCAAGACCAAGUACGGCAUUGAUGUCAAGUCUAAUGGCAAGGCUCUUAUCCGCUUGAUGGCUGGAUGCGAGAAACUAAAGAAGAUUCUUUCUGCCAACUCCCAGGCUCCUCUUAACAUUGAGUCAAUCAUGGAGGAUCGUGAUGUUUCCUCUAUGAUGAAGCGCUCCGAGUUUGAAGAGCUCGCUAAGGACCUCAUCUCCCGUGUUGAGGCCCCUAUCAAGCAGGCUUUGGAGGAUGCUGGCAUGACCAUCGAAGAAAUUGAUGCCGUCGAGAUGGUCGGAGGUUCUAUUCGUAUCCCUUCCCUCAAGGAGCGCAUCCAAGCUUACUUUGGUAAGGAUCUUUCUUCUACUCUUAAUCAGGAUGAGGCUGUUGCUCGUGGUGCCGCUCUUCAGUGCGCCAUCUUGUCACCUUCCUUCAAGGUUCGUGAUUUCACCGUUCAGGAUAUUACCAGCUAUCCCAUUAAGAUAACCUGGCAGCCUACUCCCGAAGAGGAGGAGACUGAGCUUGUUGUCUUCAACAAGAACAACUCUACUCCUUCGACCAAGAUCUUGACCUUCUAUCGCUCCCAGCCCUUUGAUCUUGAGGCUCAUUAUGCAGAGCCUGAGAAGAUCCCUUCUGGUAUUAAUCCUUGGAUUGCCCGUUUCUCCAUCAAGAAUGUCGAACCCAUCAAUGGCGAGCCUGCCUGCAUCAAAGUCAAGGCCAGAAUUAACAUUCACGGUGUUUUGUCUGUCGAGAGUGCCUAUAUUGUUGAGGAAGUGCUCAAGGAAGAACCUGUCGAAGCUCCUAAGGCUGAUGCUGCUGAAGGUGAGGAGGCUGCUGCCCCUGAGACUCGCAAGGUUAAGAAGCUCGUCAAGAAGGGAGACUUGCCUGUUGUCAGCGCCACUUCCUCUUUGGACCGUAGUGUUUUGGCUGAGCUUAAGGAGAAGGAAAUGGAGAUGAUUGCCUCUGACAAGUUGGUUGUUGAUACUGAGAUGGCUAAGAACGCUUUGGAGGAAUACAUCUACGACACCCGUUCUAAGGUUGAUAGUGUUUACAAGGACUUUAUCAAUCCCGCAGACAAGGAGAAGUUUGUUGCGGACUUGAACGACGCUGAGAACUGGUUGUACGAGGAGGGAGAAGAGACAACAAAGUCAGUAUAUGUUGCUAAGCUUGCUGACCUUCAUGUUGUGGGUAAGCCCAUUAUUGAGCGCUACCGCGAGGUCGAGGCCCGUGCAAAUGCAGCUCGUGAGUUGCGUGAGUCGAUUAACCAGUUGAUGUCGCAGGCGACCAGCUCAGAAGAGAAGUACGCUCACAUUCCCGUGGAGGAGAAGAACUCUAUUGUGGAGAAGUGUGCUAAGGCUCAGACCUGGAUUGAAAAUAAGCUCGAGCGUCAGUCUAUGCUCAAGAAGUAUGAGACGCCUGCCGUCACCUCAGCAGAGAUCAUCAAGCAGCGUGAUGACAUUGUCUACUUUGCUGUUCCUAUUUUGAACAAGCCCAAACCCAAGCCUGUGGUUGUCGAGACCCCUGAGACCCCAGCAGCUGAGGAAAAGCCUGCUUCAAGAGAAGAGACCAAGGAGGAUGACACUAAGGAUAUGGAUAUCGAUUAAAUGAGACGCAACAAUUAUUGGUGUGAGGUUUAGGGAGGAAAACAAAAAGUAGACUCAUGUAUGAAUACAAUUUUAUUAGAGACCUUUUAUUAUUAUUUUUUUUGCAUUAAAAUAGCAGAGUAAGCGACUUUUUUAUUAUUGGAGAUGAUGCUUUUUUUUUUCUCUCUCUGUCAAAAUAGAUGUACAUUUAC